This is a messenger RNA of Pelodiscus sinensis (Chinese soft-shelled turtle), 4409 nucleotides long. RefSeq names its product putative guanylate cyclase soluble subunit beta-2. NCBI's taxonomy places the organism in Eukaryota, Metazoa, Chordata, Testudines, Trionychidae. The record is from RefSeq and is a predicted model, not a curated record. Gene Ontology annotation, molecular function: heme binding; guanylate cyclase activity. Gene Ontology annotation, cellular component: guanylate cyclase complex, soluble. Gene Ontology annotation, biological process: cGMP biosynthetic process; response to oxygen levels.
GUGAGCUCGGCUCUGCUCUCCAGCUGCCGCAGUCCGGGCUGGGAGAUUCGGGGCUCGCCGGCAGAAUCUGCCCCGAGCCCUGGGUAGCCGGGCUGGAUGACCAGCGCUCGCUCCGGAGCGGCGAGCAGUUCAGCACCUCGCCCCUUGGACAGCGACCUCAGCUCCCCAGCGCCGCCCCGCGCCGCGCCAGGCUAACUGCGCCUCCCCCAGCCCGUCUGCUGAGGGGCAGCGAGCCCCGCAUGGCAGGGAUGGGGGCUGCGCUGUGGCAAAGGAGGGAGAGGGGCGCUGCGACUCCGGCCUGAGCCGGCUCCGGCGGGGAGAGGCUCGGCGCCCUGCGGCGCAGGAUGGGGACGUGGCGGUGCCUGGCUCACCCGGCGCUGGGCUGCUGAGGCUGUGCUAGGAGGCGGCUGCCCGCCAGCGCGCCACGACUUGGCGCCUCUCUCCGGGCGCCCGUGUGUGCGUGUGAAGACCCUCAGCCACCAUGGAGACGGGGCAGCCCUCUCCGGCGUGGGGCGCAGAGCCAGCGGGGGCUUCGCCGCUGUGACCGCGGCCCGGCUCUGCUGUGACCGGCGGUGCUGCGGCCUCGGUGCCAGGAUGUAUGGAUUUAUAAACACAUGCCUGAAGUCUUUGGUGAUUGAAAAAUAUGGUGAAGAAAUAUGGGAAAAAAUAAGACUCCAGGCAGGAGUUCAGGACACAUUUUUUACUUUUGAAGUUUACAAAGAUGAGAUCACAAUGCAGCUAAUUGACAAAGCCUGCAAAAUGUUAGAUGUUCCCCCUGAUAUGGUUCUGAAGCAGUUUGGAGAGUAUUUCUUUGAAUUUUGUAAGCAAUCAGGCUAUGACCAUAUGCUAAGAACUCUGGGUGGAAAUCUCUAUGAGUUCAUAGAGAACUUGGAUGCACUACACAGCUACCUGUCUCUUUCUUAUCAGGAGAUGAAUGCACCUUCUUUUAGGGUAGAAAAGAAUGAAGAUGGAUCAAUGCAUUUGCAUUACUACUCAGAUAGAAGAGGACUGUGCCACAUUGUUCCAGGAAUCAUUGGCGCAGCAGCCCUGGAUUUUUUCAACACUGAAAUUUCAAUGGAAAUAGUCAAUCAAACAGAGGAGGAAGAACGAACUGGGAAAAAAGAACAUAUAGUUUUCCUUGUCACUCAAAAGCCUGUAUUUUCAUACAAAAAAAGGAAUAAAUUCUCUUCUUCACCACAAUACCUUGCUGAUUCUGGAAGGCAAACUGAGAAACAACUGAAUAAAGAGGAUAUUGAAAAAAAAAUAAAGAAGAUUAGAGACAGAACAAGUGUUUGUCCUGUCAAGAAAAAUCAUUGGGAAACAAUCAGAGGAAUUGUUACACUAGGAAGAGGUAAACUUCUGAGACGAUUUAAUCCAGUAUAUCCUACAACCCUCUGGAUAGAUACAAAAACAUUUUGCAAUGGGCUUCCUUUCCAUAUUGUUUUUGAUGAAGAGCUCAGAGUAAAGCAAGCUGGGGUGAGCAUUCAAAAGAUUGUCCCUGGCCUGCAGACCAUGGGCAUUCGCCUGGAUGAUUACUUCAGUAUCGUGCACCCAGAAGUGACAUUCACCAUCUCUAGUGUUCAGAAGUUUAUCAACAGUCAAUUUGUUUUCCGGACUAGGAGAGAGAUGAUGCCAGAGUCAUGGAAACAACGUCCAAUGCUAGAGCUGAGAGGCCAGAUGAUGUGGAUGGAGUCUCUGCAGUGCAUGCUGUAUCUCUGCUCACCUUUACUGCGCACUUUGCAUGAGCUGGAAGAGAGACAGAUGCACAUUGCAGACAUAGCACCUCAUGACGUUACCAGGGAUUUGAUUCUUCUCAACCAGCAAAGGCUGGCUGAGAUGGAGCUCUCCAGCCAGCUGGAGAGGAAGAAAGAAGAACUGCGGAUACUCUCAAAGCACCUGGAGGAAGAGAAGAAAAAGACAGAAGCUCUGCUCUAUGCCAUGCUUCCAAAGCAUGUGGCCAACCAGCUAAAAGAGGGAAAACGAGUUGAGGCAGGGGAGUUUAAAGAAUGCACCAUAUUGUUCAGUGAUGUUGUGACCUUUACCAACAUUUGUGCCCAGUGUGAGCCUAUUCAGAUAGUCCUCAUGUUAAAUUCAAUGUAUCUGCGGUUUGACAGACUAACAACUGUGCAUGAUGUCUACAAGGUGGAAACAAUAGGUGAUGCUUACAUGGUGGUAGGAGGUGUCCCUGUGCCUGUAUCGACUCAUGCUGAGAGAGUUGCCAACUUUGCCCUUGGAAUAAUCCUCGCAGCCAAAGAAGUGAAGAAUCCGGUUUCUGGAAAUCCUAUCCAAAUUAGAGUUGGGAUCCACACAGGUCCUGUCCUGGCUGGAGUUGUUGGAGAAAAGAUGCCUCGUUAUUGCUUGUUUGGAGACACAGUGAAUAUAGCUUCCCGGAUGGAAAGUCAUGGGGUUCCAAGUAAAAUUCACCUUAGCCCAACUGUCUAUUACUGCCUAAAGGGCAAAAGUUUUGAGAUGACUGAAAGAGGAGAGAUUGAAGUGAAGGGCAAAGGGAAAAUGCAUACCUAUUUCUUGAUUAGAAACAGGACUGCCACCGAGAAUGAGAUCAUGGGAAACCCAACAAAGGAACCAGAGGCUGUCCAUGAAUCUGUUCAGUCCUUUCAUGAGUCCAGGAUCAAAACAAUACGAAGUUCAUGUCAGCAAGCCAUGCAGUUCAAUUCAGAGCCAGACCAGCCUCCAACCAUAGCAAUGAAGUACAUUGAUGGUCCCAUGGAAACGCAAGCCAGUCACAAAGGAAGAAGUCAAGAAAGAAUUAUGGACUUAACUGGCAAAACACAUGACUUUGAAAGCGCUGGCUGUCGCCAUGGUGACCAGCAGCCAGCCAGUGAUCCUUAUCUGCACAAUCAGGAAAGAAUCAAGCCAGCAGCUGAAGAACCAGAGAUCAGACAUGUCAGAUCCAAUUUUUGCAAUUUAGUUUAAGCUGCUGACUUUUAAAGUUAAACAGGAUAAUCAGCUGUCAGUCAUCUCUUUGCUCAGAGAUGCGAGGAUACAAGGCUCAACACAUCCCAGUAAGAGGGCUGGGUAGAGUACAGGCUCCACUCUGGAAGGGAAUUCGUGCUUGAAUGGUUGGAAAAAAAAGUCAUUUGUUUCCUCUCCAGUGAGAGAGUACCAGUUUGGAAGCUCACAGAACUGCAUCAUGUAGACAGACCUCCCUAGGUCAGCAGAGAGGCAAAUUUGACAUACGAGGUCAUUUUCCACUGAAAACACUGUGAAUGUUUAAGCUGUGAAAUAUUUUAAAUGCCAGUAAUUAGUCCAAUUCUUAGGCAGUCAAGUAAUUAUUCUGUUAUUUAUUUCAUACUCUGUGUGCAAUAUACAUGGGCAAUCGCUUCAUUAUGUAUGUUCUUAUACAAAAUUCUUCUAAUGUCUCUGUUCUAUAGAUCCAUUCACAGUAUUCUGCGGGCACUGUUUUUUAAAAAUAAAUUAUGGUUGCACAUCAACAUGUGUUCAUAAAGCACCACACACAAAAUAAACACUUGUGGUGUUAUUUGUCUAUUCAUGACUUUCUACAAACAUUGUUGAAAAUCAGUGUGGGUUUGUGCUCCUCAAUCACAAUACAACAGGUAAUUUCUCCUUGAGAUACUCACCUCAUCACUCUCUGAUUUAAUUAGCGUUAAUGUCACACUCCCAUCUCUGUAUUCCUUCCUUUUUUCUCUUCAAGCAUCUGAAGUAGUGAGAGUUUGACCUAAUGAAAGUUUAUUCCCUAACAAAUUUGCUAGUCUUUAAAGUGCAACCACACUUAUUUUUUUAAAAAAUCAACUAAGUUCUUUUGAAAAUCCAUCCCAUAAUAUUUUACAACAUAAUCAAAACUUCUUGUUUAAAAAAAAAUGGGAUAAAAUUUUCUAAAGCACUUAGAGGAAUUAACUAUGGAUAAAAAUUAGAAAUUCCUAAACAAUAUAUUUUUAAGAGGAGCUGGAUAAGACAGUAGAAAAAUUCUCAAAUCCUUCCCAUUUUUCAAUUACUUUUGCAUUGGUUCUGUUCUCCCCUCCACUUUUCACUCUAAAUAUUAUGAACACUGAAGCAACAACAUUUUACUGGCACAAAUGUUCAAAACAAUCGAAUUUCUAGGUUCAGCCAGACUGUUUAUUGCAUCUAUUUCAAUAUCACUAAGUGUGAUCAGACCUCACUGUGCUGUUGACAGUGAGGCAAAUUUGACAUACGAGGUCAUUUCCCACUGAAAACACUGAAAGUUUAUGCUGGGAAAUAUUUUAAAUGCCAGUAAUUAGUCCAAUUCCUAGGCACUCUUAGGAAUCAAAGCGGGGACUUCUGGAGCUAAGUGUAGGAGUCUUUACUGCAGGAGUGAGAAGCCAGCUGGUUCUCAGGCAGAUUCGUUCUCUCUAAGGGUAUGUCUAGACUACAGGCCUCUUUCGAAAAAGAUUUUUCGAAAGAGAUCGUCU